Messenger RNA from Stegostoma tigrinum, 789 nucleotides. It is a transcript of the gene cryba4, whose product is annotated as crystallin, beta A4. The transcript is spliced from 6 exons. Gene Ontology annotation, molecular function: structural constituent of eye lens. The record is from RefSeq and is a predicted model, not a curated record. Bases 157 to 744 code for a protein of 195 amino acids. Lineage: Eukaryota; Metazoa; Chordata; Chondrichthyes; Orectolobiformes; Stegostomatidae. Gene Ontology annotation, biological process: lens development in camera-type eye; visual perception.
CCAGUCUACAAAGGUGAGUGUUGCCAUGUUUGAGAAAAUACACUGUAAUUGGUGUACAGUAUAUGGAUCCACUGUAGGAGGACCAUAACCAAAAAUACUGGAACAAAAUAGUUGAAAGAGAGAAGGACUAAGCCCUAAAUAUAAAUAAAAUUCAAGAUGUCUCACUGUACCAAGCUCUCCAGCCACUGGAAGAUCAUUGUUUGGGAUGAGGAGUCCUUCCAGGGCCGCCGACAUGAAUUCACAGCGGAAUGUCACAACGUGAUGGAGUUUGGAUUCGAAACGGUGCGGUCUAUGAAGGUGGAAAGUGGAGCCUGGGUGGGUUAUGAGCACGCGAACUACCAGGGGCAGCAGUUUGUGCUGGAGAGAGGGCAGUACCCACACUGGGAAAGCUGGAGUGGCAGUAACUCCUAUCACGUCGAGAGGCUGACCUCCUUCCGACCUAUCGCCUGCGCUAACCACCGUGAAUGUCGGAUGUCCAUAUUUGAGAGAGAGAACUUUCUGAGCAGGAAGGGAGAGUUGACCGAUGACUAUCCAUCUCUACAAGCCAUGGGCUGGUGCAACAACGAAGUUGGAUCCUUCCGAAUCCACUCUGGCGCAUGGGUAUGCUACCAAUAUCCAGGUUACCGCGGCUACCAGUUCAUCAUGGAAUGUGAUCGUCAUGGUGGAGAGUACAAACACUGGAGAGAGUGGGGCUCCCAUGCGCAGACUUUCCAGAUUCAGUCCAUCCGCAGGAUCCAGCAAUAAAAUGAACCCCGACGGCUGUGUCCUCGCAGCCCUGUUUUAACUUUC